This is a messenger RNA of Fusarium sp. VM40, 825 nucleotides long. NCBI's taxonomy places the organism in Eukaryota, Fungi, Ascomycota, Sordariomycetes, Hypocreales, Nectriaceae. The record is from the annotation of a GenBank genome assembly.
AUGGACGUUCCCAUCGCUGCCAAUAUCCUUGGCACAUUAGGUGCAGUGUGCUGGUCUAUACAACUGAUUCCUCAAAUCAUUGUCAACUACCGUCGCCAUAAUGCAACGGGUCUUCAGCCGUCUAUGAUGAUGCUCUGGGCGUGGGCUGGUGUCCCGCUUGGAGUCUACAACAUCGUCAAAGAGUACAACGUUGCUCUGCGAAUUCAGCCUCAGGUCUUGACGUUUCUGAGUCUCGUUACGUGGAUUCAAUGCUAUUACUAUGAACGGAAAUGGAGUGUUUAUCGCUCUUUACUCGUUGUCGUACCCAUCGCAGCUGUCAUGGGUGGUAUACAAGCCGGCCUAAUUAUCGCCCUCCGCGUUGCCAAAUCUCACGACUUGGAAUGGCCUCUAAUACUCAUGGCCUCUCUAUCAGCAGCAUUACUCGCAGCCGGUGUGCUAACUCACUACUGGGACAUCUGGACACACCGAACCGUACGCGGAAUCUCCUUCCUUUUCGUCGCCAUUGACGCAGCCGGCGAUGUAUUCUCACUAGCAUCCGUGUUCUUCCAGCCUGAGCUGGAUGUUCUUGGUAUCGUGAUAUACGCGACAGAGUUUGUUCUCUGGUGUGGUGUUUUUGCGUGUGGCGGGUACUACAACCUUUUGCCGUGGGCGAGGAAGAGGUUUGGGAAGGAGGCCGAGUGUGAGGCACAGGGGGAGGGGCGUGGGGAGGUUGUUAUGAUGAAUGAGAUUGAGAAUGUUUCGUCGAGUUCUGUGUUUCGGACGGUCAGUGGGAGUGAAGGAGUGAGGGCGAGGAAUACAGCGCGUGGUUCACAGGAUGUUGAGUGA